AUGGUUCGAAUUCUCUAUGUGCCGUACACAGACAUCGCCUCCUUCACCAGCAUGUGUGGUCAGGUUCCGCCCCACCGAGUCAUGGCGUUCCUCAACGACCUCUUCACCACUUUUGACCAGCUGGUGGAGAAGCAUCAAGUUUACAAGGAAAGCUCGUCCGUUACAGAGGCCGUGGAUCCCCUGCACGCGCACAAGGUCUUUGCAUUCGCCGCGUUGGAAGCGGCUCGCUGCGUGAUGAUGCCCGGUACCGGCCAGCCUGUACGACUGCGAGUAGGCAUCCACAGCGGCCCCGUCAUGAGCGGCAUCGUGGGGCGGAAGAUGCCCCGUUUUUGUCUGUUUGGCGACACAGCAGACAGAGAGAGAGAGAGAGGCUGUCGUGUUUUUUUUACCGCACACACACACACACACACACACACACACACACGACCGCUUCAGUGGCGGCAUGAUGAGUUUUUACAUACCGAUUCGGGUACUGGGAGGGCGGUGCACACACACACACAAGCGGCGCCCCACAAUCAUUUGAGACCGAGUGUAUGA
This is a messenger RNA of Volvox carteri f. nagariensis, 537 nucleotides long. RefSeq names its product guanylyl and adenylyl cyclase family member (gene cyc33). Bases 1 to 537 code for a protein of 178 amino acids. Lineage: Eukaryota; Viridiplantae; Chlorophyta; Chlorophyceae; Chlamydomonadales; Volvocaceae. Gene Ontology annotation, molecular function: peptide receptor activity; guanylate cyclase activity. Gene Ontology annotation, biological process: receptor guanylyl cyclase signaling pathway; cGMP biosynthetic process; intracellular signal transduction. The transcript has 3 exons. The record is from RefSeq and is a predicted model, not a curated record.